Messenger RNA from Prunus armeniaca (apricot), 846 nucleotides. The record is from the annotation of a GenBank genome assembly. NCBI's taxonomy places the organism in Eukaryota, Viridiplantae, Streptophyta, Magnoliopsida, Rosales, Rosaceae.
AUGGCAUUCUCAUCACAGAGUGGUUUCUAUAUUUCUGGGUUGGAUGAGAUUACACUUGGCUCCAAAUCCAAAGGGGAUUAUAGGUUUUGUCCCCCCUUCAAUUCUUCACAAUGUAAGGAUUCAAAUUCAAGAGCUUUUCCUGUGUUGAGUUGUGAUUUCUUGGGCAAACCCAUUAUUGUCUCAGAUCAAAAGGGUUUUGAGCAUUGGAAGGUCAAAACGCCAAGCGAUUUCUCUGUUCAUGCUCAAGCAUCUAUCUGUGUAAGCCGAGCUAUGAAAUGGUGGGAGAAGACCCUUCAUCCCAACAUGGUGGAGAUCCAUUCUGCUCAAGAACUUGUUGAUUCCUUGAAGAACGCUGGGGAUAGAUUGGUUGUAGUUGACUUCUACUCACCUGGAUGUGGAGGUUGCAGAGCUCUCCAUCCCAAGAUCUGUCAGCUGGCUGAAUUGAACCCAGAUGCAAUUUUUCUUAAAGUUAACUAUGAGGAGCUCAAGACUAUGUGUCAUGCCCUCAACAUUCAUGUGCUACCGUUCUUUAGGUUCUACAAAGGUGCAGAAGGUCGUGUAUGUAGCUUCAGCUGCACCAAUGCCACUAUUAAGAAAUUCAAAGAUGCAAUGGCAAAACAUGGGACUGGCCGUUGUAAUCUUGGGGGCCCAGCAAAAGGUUUAGAUGAAUCUGAGAUGUUAAAGUUAGCUUCAAUAGGUGAAUUAUCAACAACAUCAUCAUCACCUUCCAUCAAGGAAGAAAGAGUGGAGGAUCUAGUCACAGAAAUUAUAGAUAUGGCUGGUGUUUGGAGCAAUGCAAACCAUAAUAUAGAGCUUCAAGAAGAAAGUUCCAUGGUGAAAGUUUAA